GAUAUCAACGAGUGUACAACCAACGUCCAUAAAUGUGAUACCAAUGCUGUCUGCAGUAACACUGAGGGAUCUUAUAACUGCACAUGCAGCCCUGGAUACACUGGAAAUGGAACAUCAUGCAAUGGUUAUUAUCAAGAUACUUAGCAAAUUAAACUCUAAUUAAGGGCCAUGUCACCAGGAUAUUGCUGUUUUUGGUCGAUUCUGGGUUGAACCCAAAAUUGUCUUGUAGAGUUAUGAAGAAAAUAUCGAAUUUUAUCAGGGAGCACUGAACUUAUCAUUUUGGGGAGUGAUUUUUGCACGCGCAGCAUUAUAAAUUAUUUCAAGUUUCAAUCCAUGUCAAUCCUUGCCAUUCGUAGCAACAGACGACAGGAAACAGUUUCAAUACCAUUACUUUUGAAUUCCGAGUUCCAAAAAACCUCUCACUUUCAAAACCAGGCUAAGUGCAAAAACUUUCUUGCUAAAAUGAGUUUUAUUUGCAUGGGGGAAAACCAUUUCCAUAUCAAUGGCUUCGUACUUAGGCUCUGACUUUAAAACAGAAGCUUAAACAGAACUUAGAAAUGGCCAGUUGCUGAAAAGACGCGUUCUAGCUUUUUAAAAAUAUGGCAAAAAACGUGGCAUAGCCCCUUAAAAUCUUUAACAUUUUUAUAAUCUUGUUGAUUAUAAAAAGACAAUCUUCUCUAAAUCCCCCCCCCUCAAAUAACCCCCCCCCCCUUUUACGGGGAAGAAAGUUAAAAAUCUCCACUCUCUAUUAAGCGCUCCCCCCCCCGCCCCACACCUACCCUCCCCUAAUUAUUCUUCAUGAAUAAAUGACUGACUGUAUUAAUCAAUCACGACUGUGAAACUUCGUGUGGACUGAUCCGGGAUGGUUUAUUUACCAACUGGAAGUUCGCAUUUGAUUCUGAUCCUCGGCUGCAUGACCUCCAACUUUCUUGUACUUGGGCUUUUCCACUUUGUAUUCUACUUCUUUAUGGAGAACUGAUACCAUCGUCAUUUCUAAGUAAAUAAACCCCCGCUCUCAAAUAAGCCCCCCCCGUCUCUAUUAAGCCCCCCCUCCCCCCUCCUCAAAUGGGCUUGAAAUAAAUAGCUCCUCCUCCCCGGGGGGUCUUAAUAGAGGACUUACGGUAAGUUUAAACAUCAAACACUUUUCCCUCUCUCUGUGAAAAAAGGCUUUGAAACUGGAAAAGGGUAAAGCCCUUGGUGUCUCCAUGACAACAGUAAUAACAGUUGCUGAGAAAAAGGAUACUUUAAGAGGCUAAGCUACGACUGGCUAAUUUAUUCGAUCCUGAACGGAUCGUUAUACGUUUGUGGGAAACUACCCACCUACCCCUCCCCUAAGUCAACAUUUUGCCCUAGGUGAGAAGUAGUGUUAAUAAUUUAGCUUAGGGGAGGGGUAGAUGUGCUUUUUCCCAGAAGCUCAUUAUGAUUUUGUCUAUAAUGCCACAGUCCUUAUUCGCUGUCAAAUAUAUAUGACUAAUAUAACUUCUAAAUGAUAGAAUCACAUUCUAUCAAGCGGUAGAAAACAAAUUUUAACAAAUGCAUUUCGCAAAAAACUGUUAGCGUGACAAGUUUUCAAAAACCGCAAUUGCAGUCCGCUUCUUCAAGUUUUUCCAUCCGUGCUUACUUUCAGAUUUGUAUUUGCUGUAUUAUUAAUACCAUCUUUUAACGUUUUGAUCGGUUAUUUUUGUUGCAUUCAAUUUGGUGAUGGCUCCCACUGUUUCGGUUUUGAUGUAAUAUAUCAAACAUGAGAUGCAGUGUUUCAUCACCAGAUGAAACACCAAGAGGAGAGUUGAAAAUACGACGCGCAGCGGAGUAUUUUUGACGAACUUCGAGGUGUUUCAUCUGGUGAUGAAACACUGUGUCGAAUGUUUGAUAUUUCUUCUCAAACAAAAUCAUUUUUGAAGGAGAAAUUAAGGAUGCAAAAAUGAGCAGUUUUUCAUCUGAUAUCCAAACACUCAUUAAACAUUAAUUUCCUUUGAAUUUUCUUUAUGAAUUAUUAAUGAGUUUGAGAAGCCUUAUGUGACAUACCGUAAAAUUCCGAAAAUAAGCCCCGGGGCUCAUAUUUUUCAAAGGCCCUUUUUGAGGGGCUUAUUUUUGGAGGGGCUUAUAUUCGGUGGGGCUUAUCUACGGAGGGAAAUUUGCGUUUCAAAAUCGAUUGGGCUAGCCUUAUAGUUGGAAGUAAAUUUACUGUUUUUGCUUUGUUUUACUUUGUAUUUGAGGGCAAUUUUCCAAGUACAAGCCCCCGUGGGGCUUAUAUUUGGAGGGGCGAUUUAACGGAGGGUUUUUUGCGUUACCGGUUUAGGGGGCUUAUAUUUGGAGGGGCUUAUACAUGGAGGGGCUUAUUUUCGGAAUUUUACGGUAUCCCCUUUAAAUUCCUCCAGAUAUUGACGAGUGUUCAACCAACAAUCACUCAUGUGAUGUCAACGCUUUUUGUGACAACACAAGUGGAUCCUAUCGAUGUACUUGCAAUCAGGUUACUUUGGAGAUGGAGAAGUGUGCAGGGGUAAAAAUCAUUUCGUUUGUUUUGCCAUGCGUCUGUUUUGUCUUGUAAUGUUUCUCGCGACACGCAUAUUUUUCUCACUCAUUGUAACAAACCAUUUUUUCUUUAAAAGAUGUAAACGAAUGCGCAAACAACACCCACAAUUGCGAUGUUAAUGCGUAUUGCAGUGACACCGAGGGAUCGUCUUCCUGCUCCUGUAAUCGAGGAUAUAGCGGAAAUGGAACAUACUGUACAGGUAAAUGUUAAACAAUUAUUUCAAUUCAUACUCUGAUUUAUGCAUCUUAUUGGCCACAACCCUAACUGGUUAUUAUCAUACUAUCAAUUCAUCCCGAUUUAUGUAUUUAUUUAUUUUUGUUUUUUAGUAGAGCGAACGAUUCAAAAAUGUGCAAUUUAUACGCCUAAAAGGUUCAAACAAGCAUUCCGGCCUGUUUCAUAGACAUGACCCCCUCCCCCCAAUUCAACUCUCCUCGGAGAUUGCAUUGCCAAUCUCUAUAAGUGAUAUCGCCUUUGGUUUUGAUAUUCAGUCCUCUGCUGGCAAAACAGAAAAGCUAAAAUACAGACAAAUGGCUAUUAAUUAUGGGUUGAUCCUACCCCCUUUCUGUCUUUGUAUUUGCCAAUAUGUUAAACUGAUAAAUAAAACUUUAAGAUUUUCCUUUUAAUUUUAGAACUUAAGAUAUUAACGAGUGUACCAGUAAAUCGCUCAAGUGCACCAAAUGGUUGUAUAUUAAGUUUAAUAGCAACAUUCAGUAUUUACACACAUGACAUCAGGUUUUUUUCUCCUUUCAGAUAUUAACGAGUGUACUAUUAGCGUCGAUAACUGUGAUGCCAAUGCUUUCUGUAGUAACACUGAUGGAUCUUUUGACUGCUAG
Molecule: messenger RNA, 3366 nt
Organism: Porites evermanni
Lineage: Eukaryota; Metazoa; Cnidaria; Anthozoa; Scleractinia; Poritidae
Source: the annotation of a GenBank genome assembly